AUGAGCAACGAGCUCGAACGUGAGCUUCUCCUCUAUACCGAAUUCGAACAAGUUCAGCGAUCAACGGAGGUUCAACGCCUCGCGCAAUUUACCCGAGAACAGCAAAAGGCCAGUUGGAACGCGAUGGCCCAGAAACUCCAAGUGAAGUCGUGUCGUGCGGUUACCGAGGGUGGGAAGGAGGUGUGGUCGGCGAAGCUUGUAAGGUUGAUCUUCUGCUCUUGCAAGCAGGAGGUGGCGAGGUUGGCGAAGGCAAAGACACAUGAGGCAUUCGGGGUGAAAGUGAAAUGCAGUAGUUGCAUGUCAAAGGAGGUUCUUUGCGAGCCGAAAACCGGGGAGCGUACGGACAAGGUCGGAUGCCACCAGUGCGCAAUAUUGAAGAUCAAGUGCGACAGGGUGGUAAUGUAUUUGUUCGAGAAGUUCCAGGAUGUUUGGGCGGCGGAAGGGCACGCUGUGGCGAAGGCCGAUUUUAUGACCUGGUACCCCACUAUCGCGAAGAAGAAGGAGAACAAGUUUGUGGUGUUGGAAGAGAAGGAGGUUCGGAGAGCGGUGUCGAAGCGAAAAGUUGGGACUGACGACGAAGAGGAGGAUGAAGGCGAGGAGGAGGAGAAGCAAUCUGCGAAGGGUCGAACGUCUUCGGCGCGUGGUGACGACGAGGAGGAACAAGCUGGAGUAUCACCGGCGCAGAGUAAAGGCAGGAAAACGUCCGCGGCGCGUGGUGACGAGGAGGAGGAAGAGGAAGAGGAAGUGUCAUUGGCGAAGAGCAAGGGAAAGGGAAAGGAACGCCCGAUUUCUGCCGUUGAUGUUGGUGGGGAGGAGGAGGAGGAUGAUGAAGAGGAUAGUGGGUCUGAGCGGCCCUCUGGUUCUGCGAUGAUGACACCUGGUGCGAGGAUGACUCCUGGUCUAUCUCGCAAGGCGGUAACUCCUUCGGCGGGGUCGUCCCGGGGGCCUCAGUUCUCGGCGGUGGUACUGAGGAAGCGGAUCAAGACCUUGGAGGAAGAGUUGGCCAAGGAGAAGGCGCACUCCAGUCACAUCGAGGAUCGGCGGGAUUAUUACAAGCGCAAGCACUUGGAAGCGGAGGCGGAGGUACAAAAGUUGAAGACGGAAGCGAUGGACUUUUUGGUGGAGAAGUCGAACUUCGCAAAACAGGCGGCGGAGUUGGAUAAUUUGAGACUUGCGGCGAAGGACGCGGAGUUGUGGAGGGAAGAAGUUGAAGUAUUGAAGUCGGACAAGGAAGAACUCGAGAGAGAGAGGGAGGAGUUUUUGAAGUUGAGGGAGGAAAGCGAGGGAAAGUUUGCGGCUAUAGGAAGGGAAUGGGAGGUUCAACGUGUGGAGUUGGAGGAGAAAUUGAGGGUGGUUGAGCAGGAAACAGAGGCGGGUCGGUCCCUCUGGGAGGAGCAGAUGCGAGGUUUCAAGGAGUCGAGAGAAGCGAUGAAGGUUAGAAUGCGGGAAUUCGAGUUAUUUACGAAAGGGUCUGGCGCCGGAGUGUCGGGCGUAGAUGGUGCCGAUGAGGUCGACAAAGUUUUGGCGGAGGAUGGCGCUGCAAUUUUGUCCCUUUUGACGGCGCUCCGGGGUCACAACGCCGAGCUGCGAGAACAUCUCGAGGCCUUCCGUUCGACUAACACUCGUGUGUGGAUGUUGCUGGAGGGUGCAAGCCGAGAACCGGCCAAGGCGGCGGAGUACUAUGGUGCAGCGAAGGCGAGGGCAGGAGAAGACUUGACGCGGGCACUGUUGCUGUCCGGCGUAGAGGUGUCGUUGUCGUUACUGGCGAGAUUUGAGCAGGUACUGGGAGUUUUGAAGAAGGGAGAGCGUGGAGGCGUGAAGCGGGUUGCAGAGGAAUUGGGAGAGGGUUUGGAGGAUAGGCCUCCGAUGGGCCAAUCUGGAGUUGGAUCGCGUUUGAUAUUUGCGAAUUUUUGGUCUUUCAAAUCUGUGGCGACGAGUCUCGCUUCGUGUGAUGGAAUGUUAUCGAAGGAGAUAGAUAGUCGGGGGUGGAAUCCUUUGUUCGCGAAGAAUGUCUUUGAGUAG
This is a messenger RNA of Laccaria bicolor S238N-H82, 2022 nucleotides long. RefSeq lists its product as uncharacterized. The transcript is spliced from 6 exons. Lineage: Eukaryota; Fungi; Basidiomycota; Agaricomycetes; Agaricales; Hydnangiaceae. The record is from RefSeq and is a predicted model, not a curated record. Bases 1 to 2022 code for a protein of 673 amino acids.